AUGCGGGGCCACAGUUCCAUCGUGCAGACGUGCACUCUUUGGAGCCGCCGCAAUCUGUACCGACUCGACGCACCAAACUUUCUCUUCUCAUCCAACAUUCAAAGUCGAACCCUGGCGGUACCUCUGCAAUCCCCUCAGCUCCUCCCCUUCCGUACUUUCUUCCGCUCUCGGACCGGCCCAGUGCUACUGAUCUUCCUCGAUCUCAAAGUCCCUAUAACCCUGCCAGCAAGCGCAUACCCCGACCGAUCUCGGGGUCAACCCCGAUUUCCCGCCCUGGCCACCUUCUCCGCAGACCAACGGACUAUGCAUGACCGACCGGCCGACCGCUGUUUUCAUGAAGACCGGCUGUGA
Penicillium diatomitis is the source of this 351-nucleotide messenger RNA. RefSeq lists its product as uncharacterized. The record is from RefSeq and is a predicted model, not a curated record. Bases 1 to 351 code for a protein of 116 amino acids. Lineage: Eukaryota; Fungi; Ascomycota; Eurotiomycetes; Eurotiales; Aspergillaceae. The transcript has a single exon.